UAUCAAAAACAAAAGAGUGAAUGGAUGAAGAAGCUCCAGGAACACGCCAUAGCUAUGGCUCUUCUCUGUCCUCCUCUUCCCUCUCCCAAUUCUCGUCUUUUCAGGUGCAGGAACAGCAACAUUUCGAGUAAGUAUCAUGGAGAAUCAAAAGAGCUGGUGAUUGCUCGUUCUGGUGUGUCUACGAGAUCAAUUUCUUCGGAAAAGGGGCUCUCUCGUAGGGAUUUGGUGCUAAUUGGUUUGUCUUCUCCAUUGUCUAUGCUCUUGCCACUGUCGUCUCCUGUUACUCAUGCAGAAGAAGACCUGAAAUUGGGUACAGAAGAAUUGAAAAUGGGUACAAUGGUGGAUGAUAUUAAUGCUUAUUCUUAUGCUUACCCACUGGAUUAUCCAUCUGAGAAGCUUGUCUUCAAAUGGGUCGAAUCAAGAAAGCCCGAACGAUACUCUUCAGCUGCACCACUCUCUCCUGAUGCACGUUUACGGAUUGUUUCUGAACGAGUUGACCUCAUCGACAACCUCGUCAUUUCUGUUUCGAUAGGUCCCCCAAACUCAAGAUUAACAUCAAAAGAAAAGAAAACAUGGGCCGCUAAAGAAGUUGCUGACUCUGUUUUGUCUGAUAAAUCAGCAUUGCGUGUCACCUCAAGUCAGCGUCUCGAAGAGAGCUCAGUUCUCGAUGCACAUGCUACUGAUAUUGAUGGGGAGCCUUACUGGUACUACGAGUACCUUGUCCGCAAAUCACCAACCAAAAUUGCUGAAGCAUCAAAGCUUUACAGACACUAUAUUUCUUCAACAGCUGAACGUGAUGGGUACUUAUACACCAUAAACGCUUCAACUCUUGGCAAGCAAUGGGACAAGAUGGGACCAGUGUUAGAAAGAGCAGUGGGAUCCUUUAGGCUUCUUCCUCCUACUGAUAGUUAUGUUCCUCCAUACAAGGAUCCAUGGAGGUUUUGGUGAUGCUUCCAUCUACCUCAGCAUCUCAUCAAAAAUACUUUUUCCCGAAAUUGUUGUUAAUUUUGAUAGGAGAGGUUAUGAAAGAUGUAGUGUGAGAAAUGAGCGAAGCGAAGUAAUUUGUCCAAAUCUGAAAAUCUUGUUCACAAUCAAAUGUAUUGAGAUGGAGAUAUAAAUGUAUAACUUGCAUUCUUCUUCUAAACUCUUCCCAACUGGUAUGGUAUCCAAGGAAUUUUUAUGCUUA
Arabidopsis lyrata subsp. lyrata is the source of this 1186-nucleotide messenger RNA. Its product is annotated as psbP domain-containing protein 5, chloroplastic. The transcript is spliced from 11 exons. Bases 25 to 948 code for a protein of 307 amino acids. The record is from RefSeq and is a predicted model, not a curated record. NCBI's taxonomy places the organism in Eukaryota, Viridiplantae, Streptophyta, Magnoliopsida, Brassicales, Brassicaceae.